UCCCGGGGCAGCUGGGAUGGUGGCGGAGUCCUGAGGCCUCCUGCAGCCGUCCGGCAGGGAGGUUGGCGGAGGCGGGGCCGCGGCCACCCCUGAGAGGCACCCCGGCGGCGGCGGCGGCCCAGCUUCUUCUUUCCUCGCACAGCCAGACGGCUUCGCUCGAGGCCCGCGUCGCCAUGGCCGCGGUUCCCGAGUUGCUGCAGCAGCAGGAGGAAGAUCGCAGCAAGGAUCUCCAGGCUUUCCAUUUGCUGAAAUACCAUUUAAAGAACUGUGCAUGGUGCUGAGGUUACCACUCCGAGAUCAGUGUGUGCCUUUCUAUGGUGCUGAGAUCUGUAUCUGUGGACCUGAAUGUUGAUCCCUCGCUUCAGAUUGACAUACCUGAUGCACUCAGUGAGAGAGAUAAAGUCAAAUUUACAGUACACACCAAGACCACAUUGCCCACAUUUCAGAGCCCGGAGUUUUCUGUUACACGGCAACAUGAAGACUUUGUGUGGCUACAUGACACUCUUAUUGAAAAUAUAGACUAUGCUGGGCUUAUUAUUCCACCUUCUCCUACAAAGCCUGACUUUGAUGGACCUCGAGAGAAGAUGCAGAAACUGGGAGAGGGUGAAGGGUCUAUGACCAAAGAAGAAUUUGCUAAGAUGAAGCAAGAGCUGGAAGCUGAGUAUCUUGCUGUUUUUAAGAAGACCGUGUCCUCCCAUGAAGUCUUCCUUCAGAGGCUUUCUUCCCACCCUGUUCUCAGUAAAGAUCGCAACUUUCAUGUUUUCCUCGAGUAUGAUCAGGAUCUAAGUGUUAGGAGGAAAAAUACCAAAGAGAUGUUUGGUGGCUUUUUCAAAAGUGUAGUGAAAAGUGCUGAUGAAGUCCUUUUUUCUGGAGUUAAGGAGGUAGAUGACUUCUUUGAGCAAGAGAGGAAUUUCCUCAUUAACUAUUACAAUAGGAUCAAGGAUUCAUGUGGGAAAGCUGACAAAAUGACCCGGUCCCACAAAAGUGUCGCAGAUGACUACAUCCACACUGCAGCCUGCUUGCACAGCCUGGCUUUAGAGGAGCCUACGGUUAUCAAAAAGUACCUAUUGAAGGUCGCUGAACUGUUUGAAAAACUUAGGAAAGUAGAGAGUCGUGUCUCCUCAGAUGAAGAUUUAAAGCUGACAGAGCUCCUCCGAUACUACAUGCUCAACAUAGAGGCUGCUAAGGAUCUCUUAUACAGACGCACCAAAGCACUCACGGACUAUGAGAACUCAAACAAAGCCCUGGAUAAGGCCCGGUUGAAAAGCAGGGAUGUCAAGGUGGCUGAGGCGCAACAGCAGGAAUGCUGCCAGAAGUUUGAACAGCUUUCUGAAUCUGCAAAAGAAGAACUAAUCAAUUUCAAACGAAAGAGAGUGGCAGCAUUUAGAAAGAAUCUAAUUGAAAUGUCUGAACUGGAAAUCAAGCAUGCCAGGAACAACGUCUCCCUGCUGCAGAGCUGCAUUGACUUGUUUAAGAGCAACUGAUCAGCCUGUUCUCUCAAUGAAGGACAUGAUGGGAAAGCCAGUGUACUUGCACUUAAAUCAUUACCACAGAAGACUUAUUACCUUUGACUUCAGUUUAAGAUGAUGUGAAUAAAUAAUUUUGAUUUCUAAAAAUCUUAACACUUAACCAUGUUGGUUUAAAAAUAUUUCUAUUGCAUGCUACUUGGACAUAACUAAUCUUUUCCUUAUGUAUUUAAUACUUCAAAGUGGGUAGAAUCUUACAUACUGGGUUCUCCUGUAACUUGGACUUUUUUUUAGGAAAGGGUGAGGGAAACAUGUGCCUUUUGGAAACAAAUAGACAGUUGCCUGGCACAUGCUGUCUCACUGUUUCAUGUGUCCAUGUACCUGCAAAUGAGUUAUUUUAGGGUAGGUGCCAAUGAAAACCAGUAAUUCAGCUGCCUGUUGCAGGUACCAUAGACAUAUCCAUUCUUCACUGAGGUAAUUUCCCGCCUUACUCUCAUGGCUCCUUAGUUAUCUUGUGAAUUUGUACUAUAAGAACAAGAAAAUCUCAUUUAUCUUUAUACACCCUUUUCAGCUCCAUUUUUGUAGUUGGGAUAUAAAUAUUUGAAAAGAGACAAGUGUCUUAAGGUUAUAAAAACAAAUAAUACAGCCUAUUAAAGAAUUUGGCCAGAUCUGCAUUAAGAUGUGAGCCCUCUCCCUAAUGAUGGUGGGGGGGUAUGUGUGUGCUUGGAUUUUUUAAAUAAAAUAUAUAAUAAAAUAAUAAACCAUGCUA
Manis javanica (Malayan pangolin) is the source of this 2235-nucleotide messenger RNA. It is a transcript of the gene SNX5, whose product is annotated as sorting nexin 5. The record is from RefSeq and is a predicted model, not a curated record. Gene Ontology annotation, cellular component: endosome. Lineage: Eukaryota; Metazoa; Chordata; Mammalia; Pholidota; Manidae. Gene Ontology annotation, biological process: pinocytosis; retrograde transport, endosome to Golgi; intracellular protein transport. Gene Ontology annotation, molecular function: dynactin binding; phosphatidylinositol binding.